Messenger RNA from Oikopleura dioica, 13398 nucleotides. NCBI's taxonomy places the organism in Eukaryota, Metazoa, Chordata, Appendicularia, Copelata, Oikopleuridae. The record is from the annotation of a GenBank genome assembly.
AUGGGAAAAAUCAUGGAAGAGUGCUCCACCUGUGGAAAGAAGUUUCGGGCGGGACGCGACAUGGCAAGACAUCAGAUGAUCCAUAGUGGAGAAAAGCCCUUUGCCUGCGAUAUCUGUGGCCAUGCAUUCCGCGAAAAGUAUAGGAUGCUGCAGCAUCGUGGAAAUAAGGGAUGCAAAGCCCGAGCCAAAGAACAAAAGAUGCUUGCGGCAAAUGAAGAUGAAAAUGUGGUCGCGGAAAUGACCGAAGAAGACCCUGGACACGUUCCUGUUCCGAUGAAUGUUGAUCAAAGCUCACCGGCGGAGGACUUGGAUGAAGAAGAAGAGCCGGCCGAAAACGCUGAGAAUGAAGCUGGGGCUGCAUCUCCAGCGACUGGAGUCAAGAACGGCAUCUGGAUUAGUGGCGUUCCAAACGGCGUGCAAGCGGAUUCGAUCAAGAAGAUUCUGGUCGACAACGGAGUCAAGGGCCUUUUUUUGGAAUUGAAAGUCGCUCUUCACGUCAAAACUCAACAGAGCUUCGCCUACAUCGAGCUUGAGGACAAGCGGGACCACAAACUUGCCUUGAAAACAGGGACGGUUCUGAUCAACAACAAAGAUUUCGCCCAAGUCGCAGAAGACAUCGACCAGCUAAACAGCGAUGUCGAUGGCCUCAAAGUCAAUCAUUGCUCUUCGAACAACUGCCACAACGGAGCAACUUGCAUCAGUGGCAAUACCGGCUUCAGCUGCCAGUGCGCUCACGGCUGGACCGGAUCUACCUGCCAGGACGACUACAACGAAUGCACUGACCAUGGCGUUUACACUUGCUUGAACGGUGGGACUUGUUUUAAUUCGAAACCGCCGGAGAGAUUUUCAUGCACCUGCCCAGCGGAAUUUUACGGAACUCAUUGCGAGUCAAAACAUGACGAUUGUCCGAAAGGAGAUGAAUGUGGCCCACAUGGUUUUUGCGUGGACGGAGUCAGAACUCAUCCUGGCACAGCUAAGUACUCCUGCAUCUGCCAAAAAGGAUUCGAAUACGAUGAGAACAAAAAGACUUGCGAAAAUAUCGACGAGUGUGCAACUGGAGCGCACUUGUGCUACCCAGGAGUUGACUGCAUUGACAACAUUGGAUCCUACAGCUGCGGAGCUUGCCCAACUGGAAUGGCAGGAAAUGGCGUCGCAUGUGAAUCCGUCGAUUACUGUAGCAUUAACAAUGGUGGCUGCAGCCAAAAUCCAAAAGUUUCUUGUCGCAAAUCUUCGACUGGAACCAGUUGUGGCGAGUGUCCGAAUGGAUAUGAAGGUGACGGACGAUUUUGCAGAAAACACUCUGCUUGCGAUAGUAACCCUUGUUCCCCAUUUGCUACUUGUACCGACAACAACGGCGAGUUCUCUUGUAAAUGCGGUCAUGGCUACUCUGGAAAUGGUAUUGGCCCGGAUGGAUGCAAAGCUGAUGGACCUGGGCCAGACCCAAUCGACUGCAAUCUUGAAUGCAACAAUGGAGUCUGUCUCAUUCAGAACGGCUCCCCUGUCUGUAUCUGCUACCAAGGCUGGGCGGGAACUCACUGUGACGAACGAGGCGAUCCUUGCAAACCCAACCCUUGUUUUCAUAAUGCAGAGUGCGAGACUAUCAACGGCGGAACUGAUUUCAGAUGCACUUGUCCCGAUGACUGGACGGGUAAAAUUUGCAACUUGCCUGCUGGACAAUGCGGUGGAGACAUUGAAGAAUCUAGUGGAGUGAUUGAUUAUCCAACAGGAAUUGAUUAUUAUUCACCGAACACUAAAUGCAUUUGGAGCAUCGUUGUUGAUGGCGGAUUCGGGAUUUCAAUGGAUUUCUCCAAGUUUGAUUUGCCACCGAAGCAUGGAUCGACUUGCUUUACCUACGUUGAACUCAUUGAUGGAGAUGAGGAGGAAAAUGCGAUCAAAUACUGCGGCAAUAUCAUUCCCCAAGUAAACAAUACUUACACCAACAGAUUACAAGUGGUCUUCGCUGCUGACAGCUCCAACAACAAUCAAUACACUGGUUUCACCAUGUCGUGGGUGCAGGAAGAGACAAAAUGCGGCGGAGUUAUUCGCGUAAAUGGACCUGCUCAGCUCUCACUUCCGGUCUAUCCUCAACCAUAUAAUCCAUUUAUCGAGUGCGUCUGGGUCUUCGAAGCAGAUCCGCAAGAAAAACUACAACUGACGUUUACAAAUAUUGAUCUUUACUCUGGUCGGUGCGAAGAUCAAGUCGAGGUUUACGACGGACUGCAGACUGAAACCCGUCUUGGUCAGAUUUGUAACACGACAAGCGACGCUACUCUGAGUACGGAAACGCCAAUCGCUUAUGUGAUCUUUAGUACUUCGGGAAUGAACUCUUUCAAUAAAGGUUUCGAGUUGGGACUUGUUCCAAUGCCGACGGAAAACGAGUGCGGGGAAAAUCUUGAGGAAGAUGCUGGAGUUCUCAUGAGCGUGAACUACCCAGACCCAGGUUACGGAGCCGAUGAGUACUGUUUCUGGAGCAUUACAGUGGGCAUGCAUGAUCAUGUGGGAUUCACAUUCGAUGAGAUUGACAUGGAGGAUUCUUACUCUUACGGAUGCAAAUGGGACUCGCUCAAGGUCUUCAAAGGAUUCGACCACAAAGGAGAUCCAGAACAAAUCGUUUUCUGCGGCUACCAUAAGGCCGAUUUCAACGAUGCAAUUUGCGAGAACAAAACUUGCCGAGAACUGCCGGGAACGAUCGUUUCUCAUAAAAAUACGAUGGUGAUUGAAUUCAAGUCGGAUCGAUCGAACCACGGUAAAGGUUUUAAAGGAUCUUGGGAGACCACCUGCGGCGGUUCGUAUUUCACCGAGACCUACAUUUCCUCGCCGUAUUUUCCCAAUACGAUACCGUUCGCGAAGAUGUGCUCUUAUUACAUUACAGCGCCAGAAAACCAAAUUAUCCAGCUCAAUUUUGAAGUUUUCGCUCUUAGCUUGGACUCGUACUGCCCCGGUAAAAGCUCUCUUACAAUUCACGAUGGGCCAAAUGGAGGGAGCCCUCAGUUAGGAUAUUUAUGCGGCAAUGAGAUUCCAGAAACGAUCUUUUCUUCCGGCAGAAACAUCUUCAUGAUGUUUAAUCAUAUUCCAUCUGAAGAUGAUCACGGUUUCUUGCUCAAAACGACGUUCGAUUAUGAAGGCUGCGGACAAACCUUCACUGGUGAUAGUGGUUUUAUUCGAUCCCCUGGAUAUCCUCAGCCAUAUCCGCAUAAUCUCGACUGUGUUUAUUUUAUUCGAGGAGACUCUGGAAAUUUGAUAGAACUGGAGUUCAUUUAUUUGAAAUUAGAAGGCUACUCGACUUGCACUGAUUACCUCGCAAUCUGGGAUGCUCCCGUCGUCGGCAACACAACCGAUGAUCCAACCUUCCUCGGCAAAUUUUGCAGAGAUCCGCCAGAUAUGAUCCAUUCGAGCUCUGAAUACUUGACGAUGAAGUUCCAUACUGAUUUCUCGACAGCAUACGAAGGCUUCGAGCUUGCAUACCGACAAGUGCAUCCAGAUUUUGUCUGUUCGAGAGUAAUUCAAACGCCGGACGGUGUUCAUCUUUCGCCUGGAUAUCCUGGCUCUUAUCGACCAUCUUUGGACUGUUUCAUCACCAUCAAAGUCCUCGUGGGUCAUCAAAUCGACGCUUUCUUUCCUGAAUUCAAUCUUCGACCAUCUUCUGACUGCUCUAUUGACUCUAUGUCGAUCCACGAUGGUGGCAGCAGCGAGAACCUUCUGAUCGGAAAAUACUGCGGCGCGUAUGGAAGCACUAACUCUCCACCGCAUCAAAAUGAUGAACCGAUUCACUCCGCCAUGAAUACUCUUUUGUUCCAUUUUGUAUCAGAUUCAAGCUCUGAUGGACUUGACACCAAUCCAGACUCGCCAAACAAGUUCAAGCUGAAGUGGGAAUCAGAACUGGGCACUUGCGGCGGCACUGGAACUGGAACAGAAGGAAUUCUUUCCAGCCCUGGUUGGCCAAGUGGAUAUGAGAACAACAUGGAUUGUCUUUGGAUCGUCACAACUAAUGCUGGGUCGGCGAUCCUUUUCGAAUUUGACGACUUUUUCUUGGAGACGGGCACUUCUCAUGGUUGCACACGCGAUUGGGUCCAAUUCUUCGAUGGGCCAACAACCACUUCAUUUGCUCUUACCGACCGACUGUGUGGAACAGAAGGCGGCGAUGAUCCAGUAAGAUCGAACUCUUCCGUCGUUGCGAUUGAAAUGCACUCGGAUAUGUCAAACAGCAAUAAUGAACGAGGCUUCAAGCUGCAUUGGUCGACUGUUCGAUUUAACGAAAUCAGCUUGGCACUAGAAGGUUUGAUUCAAUCACACAACUACCCAGGCCACUAUCCACUUCAAAACACCUACUGGAUUGUCUAUUUCUCCCCCGGUUUCAACAUCGACAUUUCUUUCAACAAUUUCAAUCUCGGCGGUUGCGAUAGCAGCUGCCCGCUUGAGCAAAACUGCGACUACCUCGACAUCUACACAGAUUACAACAAAAAUGACAGAAAAGCACGCUUUUGCGGACAAACCGCGAAUGCAAUCGAAGUGCAAGAGGAAAAAGGACUGGUAUAUUUUGAUUUCGUUCCGAUGCGAAGCGAUAUUACUCAGACUGGAACUGGUUUUGAGCUGCAGUACCAGCCGAAAGGAUAUUUUGAGAAACUAAACGAAGAGUCCGGAACACUUCAGAGUCUCAAUUUCAACUCAAAUGGCAUCACUGAAAAUAUGGCUCAAUUUUGGCAAAUACAGGUUCCUCAAAAUACGACGACUGGAAAUAUGAUCGAGAUUUCAAUGGCUUCUGGAACUUACCUCGGUAGUUCAUCGACCUAUGUCAAUUUGUACAUCGGAAGCGUCAUGGACGAGAAAAACUUGCUGGCAACUUGGUCUCGUGCUGGAAAUAGCAAAUUAACUUCUCAUACAGGAGAAAUGCUCGUUGUUCUGAUGGCAAACGAGCAGAGAUACACCAGUGGCAUCAAAUUCAAAGCUACUUACCGCUCUGUUCCAGGCAUCUGCGGCGGAGAGCUUCACGAGCACGACGGAAAGAUCCAGUCUCCUGGUUUCCCUGGCUUGUAUCCGCCAAAAACUGAAUGUCUUUGGCAAAUUGACCUGAGCCCCGGUUCCGACAGUGAUAAAAUUAUUCGAUUUUCAUGGAUUGCAAUGGAUCUUGAGAAAACUUACAGCUGUCCCGAUUAUGUUGAGUUCUUUGAUGGAGCCAGCAUUUACGAUGAAAGUCUUGGGAAAUUCUGUGGAACGUAUGAGCCUGACGAGCUUCCGGAAGGAGUCAUGUCUACUGGCCCACGAGCGCUGGUCAAGUUCAAGAGUGACAGUAGCGUCGAAAAGACAGGUUUUCAGCUGGCUUAUCAUGAUAAUUGCGGAGGCUAUCAUUUUGCUAAUGGAACGAAACAGUUUCUCGCGACGCCAAAUUAUCCAAGUUAUUACGUCGCUCCUGCUUAUUGUACCUGGACGAUUCAAGCUUCGAUUCCCGGCGAACGAGUUCUCCUUCACUUUGACCACUUUGACACUUAUUUUGAUCACACAGAAGAGGGAUGCAAAAAUGCUCAUUAUGUCCAAAUCUUCGAAGGUGCUGCGCCCGAUGAUGUCGAUAUCGACAAGCAUUGCGGAAUAAGUGCACCUGGACCUUAUCACUCAAAAGGCUCCAUUGUUCGUGUACUUUUUGACGCUACCUACGAUUCUGGUGACAAUAAACGAAGUGGGUUCACUUUCGACUAUUCCACGGAAGAAGAUCGCUGCGGAGGUGACUGGAGCGGAAUCACGGGCAACAUUCGCUACCCUCCGACUGAUCAAAUUGAAGCUGACUGUACUUGGAACGUUUUUCAGUCUCCUGGAAAUCCAGUCGAGCUGACACUUAUCUUCAAUACGAACAACAACCCCGAUUGCUCUAGGAACUAUCUUUGGAUCAAUGCCACUUUUGAUGGCGUUUCUGAGGAGUUGAUCUACUGUGACAAGCAGCAAAACGCAUCAAACUGGCUUGUGCAGUACCAUUACGAGACAUACGAAAUCAGAUACGUUUCUGAUGGAUCUCUCUUUGGACACAGCUUUGAAGGAACUCUCGUGAUGAAUUCUGGCGCCUCGAAGCCAUUUUUGUCCCCGGCCGGGCAAAUUACCUCUCCACUCUACCCAAGACUGUAUCCUCAGAGAAUCGACGCGACUUGGACACUUCAAGCAAAAUCAACAAGUGUCAUUCGAUACGAGAUAUCUUUCUUCGACGUCAUUUGCACAGACAGGUUCAUGCUGAUCAAUGGCGAACUCGGCUCUAGUCCUCAGUUUUUCGAUGGCUGCGGCGACUAUCUUCAAGAAAAUCCAGAAAAAGCAAAGGGCAUCUCUUCUGGGAAUAUUUUGACAUUGAGGCUCGUUACAAACUCGGAAAUCUCAGGCCAUGGCUUUUUCCUGAACUACACGCAUGUUGAUGGAUCAGGGGAAAUUCCAGUCUUUCCGUAUCCCGACCCAAUUAAUCAGGGAGAAUGUGGAAAUGAACUUGUCAUUGCUGGAAUGGAAUGGCUGCCGUUCAUUUCUCCUGGCUUUCCGAACGGGUACCAAAAUAAUUUGGACUGUUUCUGGUAUUUCAAAACGACCCACAAUGCAUCGAUUCUAUUCAACUUCGAGAUCAUCGAAAUUGAAAGAGAUCACGAUUGCCGAGCAGAUUUCAUCAAAGUUUAUGAUGGUCCAACAACUGCUAACGAAGCAACACUCUUACCUUGCGGCAACGCUGAGAACGUCACGGUCAAAACAACAGGAGCUGAUGCAAUCGUUCACUUCCACACGAACGCUGCUCACACAGAUCCUGGAUUCAAAGCGUAUUAUCGACAAAUCUGCGGUGGCGUUUUCAAAGGAUCAACGGGCACAAUUCAGUCUUGGAAUUAUCCUCAGGCUUACAACGCAUCGGAUGACAUUUGCGAGUAUAUCAUCAAACUGGAUCCCGGAGUGGUGGCAAAGCUCGACUUUGCAAGUCCCUUUGGAAUCGACGGCGAUCAGAAACGAAACUGCACAGGCGAUGAUGAUGGCUAUUUAGAGCUGCACAAUGGCUAUCCAGAUGGACCAACGUUCUUCCCAGAAGGAGAGUGGAGCCAUUACGAUAGAUACUGUGGUUUUUAUGAAGCCAUGCCUCCAUUUAAAUCAACAACGAACACAAUCUCUCUUCUCUUCAAAGCCGGCCCGAACAACAGAGAAUACCAAGGCUUCAAGGUCUCCUGGCGACAACCAACGCUCGGCUGCGGCGAAGAAUUGGAAGUCACAGAUGCUCUGCAAACGAUUGAAUCUCCAUCAAUCACUGAAACAAAAACUGACUGCAUUUGGACUCUUACUGUUGAGCCAGAGCACACAAUCAUGCUUGAUUUCUUACGCUUUGAUCUCAAAACCGACGGAAAAAAUGACUGUUUCGAGGCAUAUGUGGCGAUAUACGACACUUUGAUUAGCCACGAUGAUGUCUUCAAGCUCUUUUGCGGGUCUACAAAACCUCCAACAACGAAAACAGUCGGUAACGUGAUGAAGAUUGUCUAUCACCAAUCGAAAGCAGUGAGGGGGUGGGAGGCAAACUAUACUAGAAAUGCAUGUGGCGGAUAUCAUACAGGAACGAGCGGUUCUAUUUCCGCUGAAGAGCCCAUUAGGCCGAUACGGGUUUCGGACGUCAACUGUGAAAAUAUCAUUCAGUCGCCAGAUCAUCAUGAAGUCUCUAUUGAUUUCUAUGGAGAUUUCGAUGUGCCGUGCCAGAAGUCAGGAGGCUCUUAUCUUUCCGGAGACUUUUUGGAAAUUGUGGAAUGGUCAGACGAGGGGUACUUUUUGAUCGUCGAUCCUCUCACUCAACGAGUAAUGGCAAUGGACCUAGAAACAAAAGAUUUAGUGAUGCGCCUUCCAAAAGCAGAUCCAGAUGGCAUCUACGACGAGCUCUGGGAGUGGGAUCAUGUUUAUCUGCGAAAUGUUCAGCUUCCCUCGCGAGGUAUUACCAUCGACUCUCGCGCAGAUGGCCCAGUAGCUGGGGAUCCGUUGAAAGUCAGCAAGCUUAUGCAGCUUGAUACUCAAAAAUGGAUGCUUUCCGAUGGAAAGCUCAGACUCAUCGAUGAAGAAAUCAAUUUAUGCAUUGCUGCGCAUCCAUACGAACCUGCUCUUUCCAUGCAGCCAUGCGAUACAGCAGGAGUCCUUACUGACUUCAAACAAGAACACACAAAGAUCGGAAGAUCGCUCGGCAAAUUCUGCGGCAAUCAAGCAGACAUGCCAGAGAAAACCAUCAAAAGUCGAACACCAGGAGUGCUUGUUCUCCAUCACAUUCAAGCUGGUCAUUCUGGCAGCGCUUGGAAUUUAAACUGGACUGCUACUCCCAAUAAUUGCGCAGAAGAACUCACUGAAGACGCUGGAACCAUUCUCAGUCCUAAAUAUCCAGAUCCUUAUGAAUCCAAUAAGCGCUGUGAGUGGCGAAUCACUGUCAAUCCUCGAAACAGCAUCAUUUUGACCUUCUCUGAUUUUGAUCUAAAGGCUCCUGAUGAUACGUAUGGCUGCUUGAAUCACUAUGUCCAGGUCUAUGGCGGUCUUUACAUCGACUCACCAGAACUUACCGAGCGUCUUUGUGGAGCUGCCCUUCCGAUGCCCGUCCAAUCUCAGGGAAAUACGAUGAAGAUCGUUUUUGACAUUGGAAACGACGCGGCACCUAAUGGCAGAGGCUUUAUCGCUGAUUAUAACGGACAAAUCGCUCCAAAAACAUGCGGAAGCAUCGGACCAGUUGUACUGGACGAGCCGACUGAAAUCAGCUCUCCAAACUAUCCAAACAACUACACAGACAAUAGCGAGUGCAUUUGGACCGUUCAAAACACCUGGGUUACUGGAACGAUUUACUACGAGUUCAACGAUCUCGAGGUCGAAGAUGGAUGCGUUGACAAGCUCGAUUUCUAUCUCGUAGGACCCUAUGAUCAGCCACAGCUUCAAGCCCCUCAGCACACUCUUUGUGGCAAGAGUAAUCCAAAACCAUUCGGUAUUCCUGGACCUGUUAAUGACAUCCGCUUCUCUACCAAUCACAACACCAACUACAAGGGAUUCGACAUGACUGUAACGGAGCACUCCUGUGGUGGAAUUUUCGGAGCCGUAGGAGUCAACUGGCAAGUUGGCGGCAGAAUGACCUCGCCUAACUACCCGGACAACUAUGACAGUGAUGAUUACUGCAUUUGGUACCUUGUUGCUCCUGAGGGAAAAAUUCUGACUUAUUACUUUGACACUUUUGAUCUAGAUGGCGCUACAACUCCAUCUGAAUGCAGAGACUAUGAUUGGCUAAAGGUCUACGAAGGAAUCUUUCAAUCACGUGAAAAACAUUUCUGGUGCUCGACGAACAAGCCAACAAUCGGAGAAGAAAUGCACUCAAGUCAGAACAUGCUCAAGUUCAUCUUUAAAACCGACAAUCGAGGCGAACGAUCUGGCUACGCGAUGCAGUGGAAUUUCUCAGGCAACGAGUGCGGCAAUCAAAUCCUCCAAGAACAAGAAGGAACAAUCAGCUCUCCAGGCUAUUUCAGUACCCCAGCUACUAACUAUCCGGCGAAUAUGAACUGCGUCUGGACAAUCAAUGCUGAGAAAAAUGCCCAUGUCGAACUUACAUUUACUGAUUUCUGGCUGCAAGAGCCGGAUAACGACUUAUGUUUGACUGAUUAUGUCGAUGUUUGGAACGGAAAGGAAGUCAAUACAGACAGAAUCGGCCAGUACUGCGGUAGAAGACUUCCUCCUCCAGCCAGAUCAAAUCUCGAUCAUUUGGUUCUGAACAUGAUCUCUGAUGGCAACUUGGAAUACAAAGGCUUCGCUGCAAAAUACGAACAAGUUUGUGGCACACUCUUUGUCGACGAAUACAUCGGUUACAUCACAAAUGUCGGCUUCGGUCUCGGAAGCUACCGCCCGAAUACAGAUUGUUACUGGAACAUUACGAUGAGUGAUAAAAACUCGCUGAUUGAAGCGCGUUUCUUAGAAUUUGACGUUGAAGAUUCUCCUGGUUGCUCGAGCGAUUUCGUCGCGAUUUAUGAAAAUGAAAAGGCACAAGAGAAUCUCGUGCGAAAAGUUUGCGGGUCUGAUCGACCAAGUGGCUUCAUAAGUGCUCGCGGGUCGAUGAUUGUCAAUUUUGUGACAAACGAUAAGGUGGAAAAGAGCGGGUUUGAAAUGCAAUUUACUGUUGACGAAUGUGGUGGAACUUAUGAAGGCGCAUUUGGAAGGAUUGCAAACUGGCAUCCGGACGGGUUUGUCGGCCAGCAUCAGAAUCUCGAUUGUAUCUGGCUCUUGCGAACAGAAGAUACGAGCUAUUCAGUCAAAGUCACUAGCUGGAUUCAUUUCGACCUCCCUGUCAAUGUGAACUGCUCUUCUGGAACACAUGGAAGUUAUCUCGCCGCUUUUGAAGGAGAUAGUACCCAAGAAGCCGAUCUUAUUGGACGAUACUGUGGAAAGAGUCCACCGAGGUUUUUGCAGUCAAAGUCGAAUUCAAUGACUUUGCGUUACAAAACAGAUGCUGAAAUUCCAUCUGCCGGUUUUGAACUGAAAUGGGCUCAAACCAUCGGUGCUACUUACGGGUGUGGAGGUGAUAUUCGAGUCACAACCACUGCUACGAUUCAAUCGCCACUGUAUCCGGCCGCGGACUACCCAGAUAAUCUCGAAUGCGUCUGGAAUAUUUACAGCGAGGAGCCGGGAAUAUCACUAAAAUAUGAAAUCAAACACUUUGACCUCGAGCCGCUCGAAGGUUUCACGGGAGUUUGCUACGACUAUGUUGAAAUCAUCGACGGAGCCUCUUUCCAAGAUCGAGUUAUGUUCGGACCUGCUUGUGGGGAAAUCGGACACCAGGUGGUCAAAGGAACGCAUCAACAAAAUGUGAUGAUUUUUGUCUCUGACGAGGUCACGGGCGCUAGUGGGUUUGAAAUUCUAGUGACGGCGUAUGUUUCGCAGUGUGGCGGAGAGCUUGCUGUUAGUGAUGAGUAUCAGAAUGUAAACUGGAAUUACAUGGGAGACAAUUCUCAUUGCCAGUGGACUCUAAAAACUGACAAGCAUCACUAUAUUUCCAUUGAGACUCAGACCAUGAGUCUUCCAGCGCCCACUGACGAGUAUAAUCUUCCGAUCAGCCUGCGCGCAACGGAAAAUUAUCAAGUUCUUCUGGAUAGUCUCGUAGCUCGCCGAGUAACUAGAAUCGAUAUUACAGCUGACAUCAACAAAACAGUCCUUUUCUCACUUCCCUUUUUCCUUGGUCUUUUCGACGAUUACAACCAAGACCCUCGAUUCUACAUCAAAUUCGCUGUGAAACUCACUCAACCUGAUUUGUACGAAACGACCAUUUCCAACGCUCAGUAUGAAAAGCUUGCGACAGUUCAGCAUACAGUGCAGGAUUUUUACGAUCUUCUCGACUUCAUCGAACUUAGAAUCGAAGACCAUUACAUUGGAGUUUGGAAUAAGGACACGGGCGCGCUUUUUAUAGAAGUAGAUGAUUCGAUCGAAAACGCAUUCAUCGAUCGAAAAGAACUGACGACGCUGAAGGUGAAAACACAAGAAUUCCCCGGUACUUUCACUGUUACCCAAGUUGCUUAUGGCGUCAGUGGAGCAACGCAGGUCUUCCAAUUGGAACCGAUGCAGGUCUCCAAGGGAAAGAAGCUUGGAGAGCUGGAGAGAAUGUACAAAACGGUCUCAGUCGAACUAGACGUCAAGCUUGACGCAAGAAAUGACCUGGAUACAUGGGUGAACAUUCUUCAAGUGACACUCAAUAACGACCAAGGAAAUAGUGUUGAUGGAGAUCGAAUGCCUCUUAUCAGUCUUCAGCCGACUUCUUCUCAAUUUCACAUCUCCUGGGGACUCAACGGGCAGAGCAACUAUGUGACGAUCACGGACAAUCAACCUCUCCAAAAAUGGAUUCACCUCGAAAUAACUCAAUCGAAGAUCUCAAAUGGCAAAUACAUCCUGGACAUUAAAGUUGACGGACGAAACUACGCCGGAGUUGUGCAGGAACAACCACGUGAUUAUGUCGAUAUGCUUGUCUAUGCGUCCAAUCCAUGGAGUGAUGCAGCCCAUGCCGAGAUUCGCAAUUUGAAGAUCACUACUCAAAGCGAUGGAAGCUGGGAGGUGUUCACGGGCGAGGAUUGCCGAGAGCCUUGUGGAGGAACUGGCUCGUGUGAUUUCUGUGGGACGGUUGGCUUCUGCUGUUCUGGAAAUACACACAAUACGAAUGAAGGGUGCACUACUGACAUGCUCGCAGCGGUUGCUGCUUCUGGUGCCAGUGGCCAUGUUUGUGUUUCCUAUCCACAGGACAGCACCUGUUCCGACUGGUCUUUCAAGCGCGAAACUCUCUGCAACUGCGACGACUCCGGAUACGACACACACAUGGUCGACAAAGGCGUCAUUGAGUGCGAAAUGUUUUGCGAAAACGACCUCCGCUGUAUUGGUUUCGUCUAUCAAGAAGCUUCUAAUUUAUGUGUCCUUGUCGACACGAUCACAGACGAUUGCUCGGAAAUGCCAGGAUUUUUGAUGGGAUUUUUGAACAGAUAUGAGUGCGCUAACAACCACAACUGCGACAACAGCUUUGUUGAGUUCGCCGACAUCAAUGUUCAACACGGAGUUGGGCAGAGAAAAAGAUAUUGCGGAAGUCAAAAACCUCCGAUCUUUGCCUCUCUUGGAAGUUAUGCUACAAUAACAACGCAGCACGAUGGUUCUGGACGAAAUCCAACUUUCACCGCUCGAGUAAAAGGCGAAGUUUGCAAUCGAGUUUUGGAAGACUCAAGUGGCGUGAUUCUGUCGCACUUUGGUGGAGGCUACUAUCCGAAAAACCUCAAUUGCCAAAUUCGAAUCCAAGGAGAGCAAGGGAGCAAAAUGGCAGUCUUCUUUUCGUUCUUCGAUUUGGAAUGCUCGGAUAGCUGUAGAAAUGACAAGCUGGUGAUUGGAAGUAGAGAGACUUAUUGCUGCAAGGAGCUGCCUGAGCCGCAUUUUUACUCGGGAAAUUAUCUUCAACUUGACUUCACGACUGACAUCAACGAAGUCGUUGGCGAGGGUUUCAAAGCCGACUACACUUGCAAUCACGCCGGCUGCGGCGGAAAAGUCAGCGGCUACAACGGUUAUCUUUACCCCUUCGACUGGCCGAGAAUGUACGAUAGCAACCAAAACUGCGAGUGGCAGAUUCAAUCAGCCGACGAUACGGCCAUGUAUGUCAAGAUCAAGGAGUUGAACAUUUUCCCCAACGGAACUGACAAGGGUUCUUCUUGCUUUGACGACGAAUACUUACAGAUCUUCGAAGCAAGCCCCCAAGACCCACACCACAAAUCAAUGCUCAAAACCUGCGGAACUGGUUCACAACCUCCAGUAACCAUUUACGCUCGAUACGGACCAAAUGCGCUUGCGACCGUUGUUUUCAAAACUGGCAACAGAUCUAGAUCGGGAAUAGAGGGAAAUUGGAAUGGAUUUAAAAUCAACUGGUAUCAAAAAGUCUAG